UGUGUGUAAAUGACAAAUCCACAUCACUGUGUCAGUUAAUUACCAUGUUUACUGGUUCCAUUAAGGCUCUUCAUGAUUGUGUGUGUGCUGUGAAACUCAGUAAAGCUCAUCCUCCUCAACACUGUAUAAAACUGUAACACACUGAAUGCAGCAAUGGUUCAUCAGUCUCAUCGAUUUCUUCCAUUUAAAAAUCAGUUUUUAGAGGUUGAAGGUUCAUGAUGGGCAGGUGUUGAAGCUCAGUGACGCCUCCCCUUGCAGCCUUUCAUGACUUCCUGUACAGUGCGAGGCGGAGCAACACUAGGGGAACUGUUAGUUUCUCAUUUCCUCAUGUGUGAGUUGAUCUCAGAGACAGCAGUGCUGCAAUGGAGACAAGUAUAUCGGUUUCUCUGUGAGGACAAAAUCAGCUGAUUCCAUCAGGUCUUUGUCAACGAAUCUCUGACAAACAGAGGAGGAGUCAGAGAAGUGUCCAGUUCAGACUGAGCGAUGGACUCUGAGGCCAGCGGGACGAUGGAGGUGGCGGCGCUCGGUCGGCCUUUCAGCCUCGGGAUGUUGUACGACUGCCGCAAAGACUCACUCGUCCCUGGAAUGACAUUGUGGGACCGAGAUGACCUGAGAAAUCAUAUUGGAGAAAGACCACAGAGCUAUAAUGAUUUUGAGAUAGUUGCAUCUGAAUCAAUUGCAGAUAAAUCAUCAGCACUAAAUGUUGAAGCAUCUCUGAAGGCAAGUUUCUUAAGUGGACUGGUGGAGGUUGGAGGAUCGGCCAAAUACCUGAGCGAUAGUAAGACUUCCAAAAAUCAGGCCAGAGUAACACUGAUGUACAAAGCUACCACAAAGGUUCAGGAACUGUCCAUGAAUCAUCUUGGAAGAGACAAUGUGAAGCAUCCAUAUGUCUUUGAUAAAGGAUUAGCAACACAUGUAGUCACAGCUAUCCUUUAUGGGGCACAAGCCUUCUUUGUCUUUGACCGUGAAGUGUCCGAAAAGGAAGAUCAUCAAGACAUUGAGGGCAACUUGAAGGUGAUGAUCAAGAAGAUUCCCAAAAUUGCAAUAGAGGGUGAAGGUUCACUGAAAAUGAAAGACAAGGACAGAGAAAAUGUUGAGAAAUUCUCCUGCAGAUUCUUUGGAGACUUUUCCCUUCAGAAGCCUCCUACAUCCUUUCAGGAUGCGGUAGAGGUCUACCAAAGUCUGCCAAAAUUGUUGGGAGCCAACGGAGAAAAUGCCGUACCAGUGAAGGUCUGGCUGUUGCCACUGACGAGUUUAGAUUCUUCUGCUGCAAAACUCGUGCGUCAGAUAAGUAUAAGAUUAGUUCAUGAAUCACAGAGUGUCCUGGAGGACUUCAGUGAGCUGGAAAUGAGGUGCAGUGAUGCACUGAGAACCACCACUGCACAGCAGUUCUCACAGAUCAGCAAGAAGAUUAAAACUUUUAAAGAAAUGUGCUCAGAGUUCAAGCUGGAAUUCCAACGAACCUUGGCAAAGAAACUUCCAUCAAUCCGAGGAGGAGGAGAAGAGGAGGCUGAGCUCGCAGAGAUCCUGAAGAAGAGACAUUCUUCUCCUUUCAACAGCAAAGAACUGAACGAGUGGAUGGACUGUAAAGAGAGAGAAAUCUGCAUCUUAAAGUCUUUCACCAACAUGAUGAAAAACACCAAGAUCGUUCCAUCUCAAAAUCACCUCUACAACGAAAUUCACAGUGCAGAGCAUGCAGUGUGUUUUGUUUUCACCUCACUGGGAAGUGCCGAACCCUUCCUCUCAGCUUUAUCAAACUACUUAACAGAAACACCCAAACCAGACGAACCUCGAGAUCCACAUACUGAUGAUGUAGAGAAGGAACUAUGGUACCUUUCAAACAAAGUACCAGAUGCAAUGAGUCACAAAGCAAAGCUCUUCAGUGACUUUGCAGAGGCCAACAAGGAGAACAAGAACAUUAAGUUCUUGACAGUUGGUUCAACAAAUGAGACACAGAAAGGUUCAAGCAUCUACCUUUAUGAAGACGGCUUUUCAGUCAGUGAGAACUUUGAGCCGCCUUCAAAGCCUGAAACAGUGACAGUCACUGAAACAAACCACAAGAGUGUGACACUGAAGAUUUCUCCACCAAAGUUUGGAGCAGAGAACAUCACCUCCUACUCUGUUGAGUACUGUGUCAGUGGAGACGAUGGAUGGAAACAGAAGACAGCAUCAGAAGCUGAAGAAGUCACAGUGAGUGAUCUGAGUCCUAACACAGAGUACAUGUUCAGGUGCAGAGCAGUGACCUCAGCAGGUGUUGGACCAGCCAAUGAAGUCAGUGGUUCCAUUAAAACCUUACCCUGCAGCCCUCCUGGAAAACCUCAAGUUGAACAAUACUCAAGUGAGAUAUCAGUCAGCUGGGAGAAACCUGCUGAGCUUGGACAGAAUGUCCACAUUUUGAGCUACAUCGUGGAGUACGCCAAAAAAGACAACAGUCUGAAAGAGGAAGAUCUCCAAUGGAGCCAAAAGAUGGCAGGAGCUGAGAGGGUGAUCAUUUCAGGUCUUCAGCCAGAGACAGAAUAUGUUGUCAGGGUCAGAUGUGAUUGCGGUAUUGCUGGCAGAAGCAAAGAAAGCAUCACUGUUACUGUCUGUACAACAGAAGCUACACCCCUCACAGACUUCCUCAAAAGUACAAGUGUUAAGAUAAGUUCUGAAUCUCCCUCAGUUUACAAACUGCCUCUGGAUGAAGGAGAUAUGGACAUAGAUGGAUGCAGAAGAUUCACUUUUGGCAAAGAAAGCACGAGGCAAAAUCGCACUGUUUUACUUUUUGGAGAGACCGGAUCAGGAAAGUCCACUCUGAUCAAUGCAAUGAUCAACUACAUUGUUGGUGUAGACUGGGAGGACAAUUUCAGAUUCAAACUGAUUGAUGAGGAUCAGUCGAGAUCACAAGCUGAAAGCCAGACCUCUGAAGUCACUGUGUACAAAAUCAACCACCAGGAGGGGUUUAAAAUAGAGCACUCACUGACCAUUGUUGACACUGCAGGGUUUGGAGGUACAAGAAACAUAGAAAGAGAGAAGGAGAUGAUUAAACAUCUGCGUCAUCUCUUCUUUGUCAAGCUUGGUGUCAGUGAAGUUGAUGCUGUGUGUUUAGUAGCUCAGGCUGCUUUCACACGACUCACACCAUCACUGAGAUAUGUGUUUGAUUCUGUGCUCUCAAUCUCUGGCACAGAUGUAGCAGGAAACAUCAGAGUUCUGGUGACAUCCGCAGACAGCCAGCAACCACCUGUCCUAGAGGCAAUCAAUGCUUCAGGCAUCCCAUGUCCUAAAACAACAGACGGUCUGCCAGUUCACUUCAAGUUCAAUAAUUCAGCGUUGUUUACUCGUAACAAAUCAUCUGUAGCAGACAACAUGAGAGGAGAUGAUGAAGAUGUAGGCAUAAAUCAGAUGUUCUGGAACAUCGGGACAAAAAGCAUGAGGAGGUUCUUUGUUGCUUUGAAUGUCAUAGAAACCAAAAGGUUGGACACACGUCAAGUCAUCCGUUUGACUAAGCUUUUGCAGGAGAUAGGUAAUCAACUUGAUAGUGAUUUAAAAAGUUACUGAACAGUGGAUUUUAAUCAGAACACAAGAGUGUAAGAUGGUUAAAGAAAACAAACACUAGUUGAAACAUCAGCACUUGAAACCCUCAGAGACACCUGUUGACUGAUUGAGAAACAUCUUUGAAAGCUUCCUUCACCUCAGUAUAACUUGUUUUAUGUUUGUAUUCUUCAUAUAAAUAUAUGUGGUCAGUACAUCUGGUGUAUGAAAUGUCUGUGUCGUCACAGCCCUGCUGCAUCUUUAUAAACACAUCUGUCGCUCGCAUCCAGACGCUGUCUCAGCGUCGGGCGAUAGACUUAAACUACCAAGUACGUUAUCGAUGUGUCGUUGAUUCACCUCACACACAAACAAGAGGCUCUGACUCACACACACAAACACACACAGUGCAAAAUUCUAUCGCACAUGUGCUACUGCUGUAAUUUCUUUCACUGCACAGACAGUUUUCCUGUAGCCAAUGUGACAUAUAUGUCUCACUGUACAUCCGCUUACUGCUGAUUUUAACAUUUGAAUCUACUGUUAAGUUUCUUUUCUUGAAGAUUUAAAAGCAUGAAGACAAUCUGAAUCAUUGUAAUUCCUCCUGAUACUGAUGUGUACUGACUCACAUGUUACUGUCCUGUUGGGUGAUACGAUGGAGAAAUCAUUCAAUCACUAAAUGAUGAACAACAAAUAAAUGUUAUUCUGACUCA
Epinephelus moara (kelp grouper) is the source of this 4217-nucleotide messenger RNA. Its product is annotated as verrucotoxin subunit beta-like. The transcript has 3 exons. NCBI's taxonomy places the organism in Eukaryota, Metazoa, Chordata, Actinopteri, Perciformes, Serranidae. The coding region runs from base 484 to 3537 and encodes 1017 amino acids. Gene Ontology annotation, molecular function: GTP binding; protein binding. The record is from RefSeq and is a predicted model, not a curated record.